Messenger RNA from Notechis scutatus (mainland tiger snake), 4038 nucleotides. NCBI's taxonomy places the organism in Eukaryota, Metazoa, Chordata, Lepidosauria, Squamata, Elapidae. The record is from RefSeq and is a predicted model, not a curated record.
GCGGCGGCAGCAGUAGCGGGCGCCUCGGCGGCAGGCGGAGGCGGAGGCGGGUCGGCAGCCGAAGCCGGGUUAGUCUGAGGGGGCUGCGUGUUUCCGGAGGACGUGGCGAACGGGCUCCUGAGGCGGCUCCGGCUCCUUCUCUUCGGUUCUUUAUCCGGCUGGCGCGGCGGCUCUUACCGACAUCAUGAUUUCCCUCACGGAUACGCAGAAAAUUGGGAUGGGCCUUACAGGUUUUGGAGUAUUUUUUCUUUUCUUUGGAAUGAUCCUAUUUUUCGACAAAGCACUUUUAGCUAUUGGAAACGUUUUAUUUGUGGCUGGCCUGGCUUUCGUAAUUGGUUUAGAACGAACUUUCAGAUUCUUUUUCCAGAAACACAAAGUGAAAGCCACAGGUUUUUUCUUGGGUGGUGUAUUUAUAGUUCUUAUUGGCUGGCCUCUGAUAGGAAUGGUCUUUGAAAUUUAUGGUUUCUUCCUCUUAUUCAGGGGCUUUUUCCCUGUGGUGAUUGGUUUUAUUAGAAGAGUGCCAGUUCUCGGGUAUCUGUUGAAUUUACCUGGUAUAAGAUCACUUGUAGAUAAAGCUGGAGAAAGCAACAACAUGGUAUAAUGAUUGACAAAGGUCCUGAAGACUGGUUCUAAAUUUAUAUUAUUUAUAAAACCUUCAUGAAGAUCGGUCAGUCCAGCGCAACGAUUUUGUUGUAUACAAAAGCAACAUUUGUAAUGGUCUUUGAAGUAAGUUUCCAAUUUACACCAUAGUAUACAGUAAACCUAUUUAAUAUAUAUAUAUAUAUAAAAAGAAAACCAGAAGCAAAUUUGCAACUUAAGACUUGGCAUUGGCAUACCAGGAAUGCUGUGGACUCAACUGGCGAAAAAGUCACGGAAUGUUAGAACUCUUCAAGACUUCUUCAUAUUUUUGGAGUACAAGCUAAAUGCAACAAACUCUCCAUGGAAUUAACAGUGCCUGUCAUUUUUACCUCCUUACGUCGGAAGGUGUAACAGAGUGAUCAUGGGUCAGUUGAUAAGGCGUGGCCCUUACCUCUUCCUGCCUGCCAAAUUUCCUACUUCCUCCCCAUUUUUGGAAGGAAAAAAUAAUUUCUCCUGACUGUUUCUUCUGUUUGAAAGCAAGACAGCUUCCUUACGAAUUCUCAUUUUUAACCGUAGCAGAAGACUUCAUCACAUGGUUCAGCUGUAUAAAUCUCUCUGUAAAUAGACGCUGAAAUAAAUCUUUGUAGGAAAAUGUUUCAAGCCAAAUGUAAAUUUUCAUUACCUACAUCUUUUACCUUUGGAAUACGCAAAAAAAAAUAUAUUUUGUACGGAACCGUACAAAACUGUGUUCAACCAUUCCUGGGUUUGUUAGAUCAAAUUUGCGCAAGGGCAUUUCAAUCCCAAAUCAUGUUUCUAAUUUUGUUAUUGGUAGCCAGCAUAUAAAGUCCUGACGCAUAAAGAAUCAUGUUUUGUUUACUGGUAAUAUAUGAGAUCCUGGAGCUAGAUUUGAAGCACUGAGCUUAAGCGUCCCAUUCUUAUUCUGAGGGAGUAUGUUACGAAGCUAACUUAUUGUGUAAAUAACUUUUUCUAACUAUCAAACAAAUCAGUCGGUUUGCUGGGAAGUCUUGGGAAUUCAUAUUGGUAGCCUUGAUCAAGUGGCACAUUAAUUUGUUAUACUUUGACUAUUAGAAACAAUCCCUAUUGCUCCAAAUGGCAAGAUUCAGAACUUUUAUGGACAUUUGAACUGGUAAAAGAGGAAAUGUGAAUGUCUUAUGCAACAGGAAAAUCACGUUGUUCCUUUCUCGGACCCUUCUUACAGUGACUCUUGAUCAUAAAUGUGUCCUUUUGUUGAAGCAAGCAUGUUAAUGCAAAGCUAUUGAUUUGUUUAAAUCUGAAUGGUUCAAACAGCCAGACAAAUACCAUCGCUUUUGAGUGAAUGAACACUAGUUACUAAUACCCAAGGAUGGGAACUAUUUUGUCCUUCAAAAGUGCACUAAGUGAUUUCUUAAAAGGACUUUUUGAUGAGACGAAUCGAUUUUGUACAGCGGUGAAAAUCAUUUUUGAAUUGGCGCUUCAAGGGACAGUUCUCCAUCAGCUUCCCCAUUGUGGAGGAGUUAACAAAAAUGUACAUUCCAUUAGGGAUCAUUCUGAUCCCAAAAUAGAACACUUCAAUUUUGAAACAAAUGGGCCUUGCGUUCUGAUAUAGUCUGAUACAAAAUGGGCCUACUAUGAUGUUGGACUGCUUCCAAAAACACUCAGAACAUCCUGUUCCAGAGUUGCAGUAUUAUAUGAUGGAACAAUUGACAGGCCCCUGUUCCAUUUCUUUGAUUUCAUCUUGGGAGACGUAUCCCUUAAAAAGGAUGUUUUCCCUCCCCCCCUCUAAACCAGAGUUCCCCAACCUUUCUGGCUUUGUGGACCGACCCCGCGGGGUGGAGGGGAUGGUUCCAUAAGAGCAGAAGGCAAGCGCAUGGCCGUGCAUAGCUCCAUUUGCAUGAGUGGCAGGCAAGCACACCUGCCACUUGUACAAAUGGAACAUGUGUGCCCACGCUUCCCGUGGCUCACCUAUGUAAGGAGGCGCCCACCUACGCAUUCGCCCACCACUUCCACAGUCCAGUUCCGAAGGGCUCAGGACCCGAUAGUGGGGCCCGGCCCAAGGAUUGGGGAAUCCUGCUCUAGGUGGUUGUUUUCUGUCUUAAAAUAGAUAGCACUGAUCUAAUUGUACCUGCAACACUGGUAACAUGGGGUAUUGUUUUAUAUUGCAGACUCUGCCUCUAAUUAUUUUAAAUAGAAUCCUGUUGAGUUGAGCAGGCCAUGCUCAAAACUUAAACCUUAAAUAUCUUUGCUAUGUAUGCUCUAGUUCUUAUUUGAUAUUUUGGCUGUAGAAAAGAAUUUUUAAUUGACUCUCAUAUUUUAAACCAUUUCAGUUGUAGUUUGUGGGCUGGGAGAGAUGCUUAAGAUUUGGAGCAAUGCACAUGUCCUUAGAGCUAUAAAUUUGGGUUUCUUCAGAUGUUUUGCAAUCUCAGGACUCUUUCCAGAAGGAUCAGGCUGCCAGAUUAUCUUCCUUAUAUUAUACAAUGAGCCUCAUUUGAGUAUUAAGUCUCCAACAACCCACUACCAAGUAAGAAGGAUUCCUAACGCAAAAGGAAUAAAAAUCUUCCCAUUUUUGUUUCUUUUCCAUGUUGUGAAGGUAGCGGAGAAAAAAAUUCCUUCCAGUCAUUUUGGGGCAUAAUCUCCUCAAAACAUUAUCAGACCCCAUCACUUAAUUCAUCACACCCAUCUGACAUUCUGGUUAAGUCAUAAUUUACUUAAAUGUAGGUGAGACUUUGGUUAAAUAACAAGCAUAGUGUCAUGGUGCUCUAGAAAAUAAAGCGAAGACAAUUUGCUUCUUACGCUGUCCACUUCGGAUGGCAUCCUUUCACUUUUCUAAGAUUCACAUUAAAAUUCAAAACACUUUUUAAAAAAUUCAAAAGAGUAGUUUUUAAGUCAGCAGAGUGCAAUCUAAUACCACUGCUGUUCUGUUAUCUUGACCCUCCUAUUAAACCCUCUAGAGUUGCUUAAGAACCAAUGGAAGGCUGCAAGUGAUAGUAUAUUUCACUUUCACUGCUCUUUCACACACACAAAGGAUCCAGAGAAUUUGAUUUGAUUUAAACUAGUUUGCUGUGUUGUGUGGUUUAAAACAUGCUAUUACGUUUACGUCCAGGGAGCAAAAUAUAAUCCUUGCAACUUCUAAGAUCCUAUCCCUUAGCAGUUAACAAAAUUUAGUUUUUACAGAAUUGGCAUUGCGAUAGAUGACUGAACGAUUCUUUAACCUUAAGGCUGUCUUUAUGUUUGUAUCAUUGUGCUUGCACUACAUUGAGGCUCAUUUCCAAGGGUAAACAUACCUAGAACUGAGCCUUGUAUGUUGUAAUCAUUUGCAGAGAUAAUAUCUUCUGUAACAAAUAAGAUCUCCCCAUUUAAGUGUAAUUCUUGAUUGUUUGAAAAAUCACAUAAGGAUCUUGUUUUGGAGACUAUAUUGUAAAUAUACUUGUCAUACCUUGAAUAAAUGGGUACUUUUUCUAC